This is a messenger RNA of Tarenaya hassleriana, 3376 nucleotides long. RefSeq names its product probable E3 ubiquitin ligase SUD1. Bases 110 to 3376 code for a protein of 1088 amino acids. Gene Ontology annotation, molecular function: zinc ion binding. The transcript has 10 exons. The record is from RefSeq and is a predicted model, not a curated record. Gene Ontology annotation, cellular component: endoplasmic reticulum membrane. NCBI's taxonomy places the organism in Eukaryota, Viridiplantae, Streptophyta, Magnoliopsida, Brassicales, Cleomaceae.
ACUCAUCUUUCUUUUUGUUCUUAAUCCAAAAAUUCGACCCUUCGUGUAACCAGACUCACCGCCAUCGCCGCCGCGCCGUCCGUCUACGAACCCGUAGCCUGAACUUCGUAUGGAGAUUUCCUCGGCCGAGUCGCUAUCUGUCUCCGGUGCGGCCGCUUCCGAGGUUUCGUCGGAGUCGGCGGCAUCUUCUUCUUCCUGCUCGUCUUCUUCUUCUGCAUCGUCGCCAAAUCAGGCAUCUCCUGUGGCUUCGGAGACCGCUGUUUCUGCGGCGGCCGCAUCGAGGUACGUCGAUGAUGACGAAGACGAGGAGGACGUGUGCAGGAUCUGUCGGAAUCCGGGAGAUCCGGAUAAUCCGCUACGCUAUCCGUGCGCUUGCAGCGGAAGCAUCAAGUUUGUUCACCAGGAUUGCCUUCUUCAGUGGCUUAAUCACAGCAACGCUCGUCAAUGCGAGGUUUGUAAGCAUCCCUUUUCGUUCUCCCCAGUUUAUGCUGCAAAUGCUCCGACGAGGCUCCCUUUCCAGGAGUUUGUUGUUGGUAUUGCUAUGAAGGCCUGCCAUGUUCUGCAGUUCUUUCUGCGUCUGAGUUUCGUGCUCUCUGUUUGGCUCCUCAUUAUCCCCUUCAUUACGUUUUGGAUAUGGAGAUUGGCUUUCGUACGGAGUUUUGGUGAAGCCCAGAGAUUGUUUUUAAGCCACAUCUCCACUACAGUGAUCCUCACUGAUUGUUUACAUGGGUUUCUACUGUCUGCGAGUAUUGUGUUUAUUUUCCUUGGGGCCACUUCGUUAAGGGAUUACUUUAGGCACUUGCGUGAGCUAGGAGGACAAGAGGAGAGAGAAGAUGAAGGAGAUAGAAAUGGUGCUCGUGUAGCAAGAAGACCUGCUGGACCGGCUAAUAGGAAUCUCCCUGGAGAAGGAAAUGGCGAAGACGCUGGAGGACAAGGUGCUGUUGUUGGUCAAAUUGCUAGAAGGAAUCCUGAAAAUGCUCCUGCAAGAUGGGACAUACCAGCUGUUCGUCUUGAGGUUCAGGUUGAACAGAUGUUUGAUGGCCUCGAUGAUGCUGAUGGUGCAGAAGAUGUUCCGUUUGAUGAGCUUGUCGGGAUGCAAGGUCCCGUGUUUCAUUUGGUCGAGAAUGCCUUUACUGUUCUAGCUAGUAAUAUGAUAUUCCUUGGUGUUGUGAUCUUUGUGCCCUUCACAGUGGGACGGAGUAUCCUGUAUCAUGUGUCAUGGCUUUUUGCUGCUGCAAAUGGUCCCGUAGCGACAGCAGCGAUAAGUUUCACUGAGACUGGACUAUCAUUGGCAAAUAUAACACUGAAGAACACAUUAACGUCUGUAUCAAAUUUGACUGAGGGCCAAGAAAGUGGGUUGCUUGAUCAGGUCACGGAAAUGUUGAAAGUAAAUGGCAGCGAGAUAAAUGGACCAAACAGCACAUUCUCACUUUCUGCUGAGCUCAUGAAAGGCUCUACUGCAGGAGCAUCAAAAUUAUCCGAUGUUACAACCCUGGCUGUGGGAUACAUGUUUAUUAUUUUUCUUGUGUUCCUCUACCUUGGGAUCAUUGCACUGAUACGUUAUGCUAAGGGUGAGCCAUUGACUGUCGGGAGAUUUUAUGGUAUCGCUUCUAUAGUGGAAGCUGUGCCAUCUAUCAUUAGGCAGUUCUUGGCUGCGAUGAAGCAUCUGAUGACCAUGAUUAAAGUAGCCUUCCUUUUAGUCAUUGAGCUUGGGGUCUUCCCUCUAAUGUGUGGAUGGUGGCUAGAUGUUUGUACGGUUAGGAUGUUUGGGAAAACGAUGCCCCACAGAGUACAAUUUCUAUCAGUUUCUCCAUUGGCAAGUUCACUCGUUCACUGGGUUGUCGGAAUCAUGUAUAUGUUACAAAUAAGCAUCUUUGUCAGCCUUCUCCGAGGGGUUCUUCGCCCUGGAGUUCUGUAUUUCCUUCGUGAUCCUGCUGAUCCCAAUUACAAUCCCUUCCGCGAUUUGAUUGAUGAUCCAGUACACAAGCACGCUCGGAGGGUUCUUUUAUCUGUUGCGGUGUAUGGGAGUUUGAUUGUCAUGUUGGUAUUUUUACCUGUCAAACUUGCGAUGCGGAUGGCACCUUCCAUCUUCCCGCUUGAUAUAUCAGUGUCCGAUCCCUUCACUGAAAUUCCAGUUGACAUGCUCCUCUUCCAAAUAUGCAUACCAUUUGCCAUUGAACAUUUCAAACUCAGAACCACGAUUAAGUCCCUUCUGCACUAUUGGUUCAGCAGUGUCGGUUGGGCGCUUGGUCUGACCGAUUUCCUCUUGCCCAGACCAGAAGACAACAAUGGACAGGACAAUGUAAACGUUGAACCCGGGAGGCAGAACAGGCCACAGGCUCUGCAAGUUGGUGUACCUGAUCGGGCCAUGGUCGCUCUUCCAGCUGCUGAAGAUCCUAACAGAAGGCUUAUUCGGGCUGCUGGGAAUUCCAACGUCGCAGAGGAAUAUGAAGUUGAUGAUGAACAAUCUGAGUCCGACAAGUACAGCUUUGUCCUCCGGAUAAUCGUCCUAUUGCUGGUUGCCUGGAUGACUCUUCUUGUCUUCAACUCUGCGCUGGUAGUCGUGCCAGUUUCUCUGGGACGUGCUCUCUUCAACACUAUUCCUCUCCUCCCAGUAACCCAUGGCAUCAAAUUCAAUGAUCUCUAUGCAUUUGUUAUCGGCACAUAUGCCAUUUGGACCUCCGUAGCUGGAGUCAGGUAUGCUAUCGAGCACAUUAAAUCGAAGAGGACUUCUGUCUUGCUUAACCAGAUAUGGAAGUGGUGUGCCAUUGUUUUCAAGAGCUCUGCUCUAUUAUCCAUAUGGAUUUUCGUCAUUCCGGUACUGAUCGGCCUUCUGGUUGAGCUGUUGGUGAUUGUUCCGAUGAGAGUUCCUGUGGAUGAGAGCCCAGUCUUUCUCCUGUAUCAGGACUGGGCUCUUGGUCUGAUUUUCCUCAAGAUCUGGACACAACUGGUAAUGCUGAAUCACAUGUUUCCGUUGGUGGAUGAAAGCUGGCGAGCAAAGUUCGAGAGGGUAAGGGAAGACGGAUUCUCGAGGCUGCAAGGGCUGUGGGUACUCCGAGAGAUCGUAUUCCCGAUCGUGAUGAAGCUACUGACCGCAUUAUGUGUGCCUUAUGUACUUGCUCGGGGAGUAUUCCCGAUGCUUGGGUACCCGCUAGUGGUGAACUCGGCGGUCUACAGGUUCGCGUGGUUAGGUUGCCUGUCUUUCAGCCUCUUCUGCUUCUGCGCUAAGAGAUGCCACGCCUGGUUCACCAACCUCCACAACUCUAUCCGGGACGACCGUUACCUCAUCGGCCGCCGGCUCCACAACUUCGGGGAAGACAAUGGAAAUCAAGCUGAUGCCGCCUCAGCUUCACAGUCAGAGAGACAGCAGCGAUAA